AUGGCUGUAGCUAAUAAAGUCGUUUCGACCGAUACGCCCCCUAUUGUCAAAGGAAAUGGGAAGGAUGCUUUGAUAGACGCGAUGGAGGAUAUUACCUUUGGCUCUAUUGCCGGCGUGGCAGGCAAAUACAUUGAGUAUCCCUUCGACACCGUCAAAGUCCGUCUGCAGUCCCAGCCAGAUCACCUUCCCCUUCGUUAUACUGGCCCGUUCGACUGCUUCAAGCAAUCGCUCCGUAGCGAUGGCAUAUUUGGACUAUACCGUGGUAUCAGCGCUCCGCUCGUUGGUGCGGCCCUUGAAACAAGCAGUUUGUUCUUCUGGGAGCGAGUAGGACGGGAGGCCCUCUUCAAAGCUGGAUUCUACCAACGGGACAAGCCCCUUCCUCUAUCAGCACUCUGGUUGACGGGCGCCAUAUCUGGAGCGUUCACCUCCUUGGUGCUCACCCCAGUCGAGCUGGUCAAGUGCAAAAUACAGGUCCCCGUCUCUGCGCCUGUCGGCCCAGGUGGAAUAGCAAGCAAGGCACCGACACCCCUUAGUGUCAUCCGGGAAGUCUUCCAUCACCAAGGCAUCCGCGGUUUCUGGCAUGGACAGCUGGGGACACUGAUCCGGGAAACUGGCGGCUGUGCAGCAUGGUUCGGCAGCAAGGAAUCCGUCACCCUCCUCUUCCGCCAUCUCAAUUCCCAAACCUCCAACUCCACAUCUCCUCCAAACACCAAACAAGGCCAAACCUUCGACCUUACGCCGCUUCCCCUCUGGCAGCAAGCCGUAGCCGGUGCCUCCGCAGGCAUGUCUUACAACUUCCUCUUCUUCCCAGCCGACACCAUAAAAUCACGCAUGCAGACUAGCGCCAUCUCCCCCGGCGCGGUACCCCUUAAAUUCCGUCAGGAGGGUAUGGCCAUAUGGAAGCAGUACGGCCUUAAGGGGCUGUAUAGGGGAUGCGGGAUCACGGUUGCUAGAAGUGCGCCUAGCUCGGCUUUUAUUUUUAUUAUUUUUGACGCAAUGAAGGAACAUUUCCACUUGGGUUGA
Molecule: messenger RNA, 1023 nt
Organism: Venustampulla echinocandica
Lineage: Eukaryota; Fungi; Ascomycota; Leotiomycetes; Helotiales; Pleuroascaceae
Product: putative mitochondrial amino acid transporter ARG-13
Exons: 2
Coding region: 1-1023 (340 amino acids)
Biological process (GO): mitochondrial L-ornithine transmembrane transport
Molecular function (GO): L-ornithine transmembrane transporter activity
Source: RefSeq, a predicted model, not a curated record